CUGUAUACCUAAAUCUCUAAAGCAAUAUACAUUAACUAUAACUAAUUAAUACCAUCUUUGUUACACAUUUUUCUUGCAAUCCCAUUUUAAUAUACACUGUGUUAGCAGAAUGACACAUAGCUGUCGUCUCCUCUGUGGUUUUUUAAUGAGUUGUAUCGGCUGGACGGGUAUUAUAAUCGCGACGUCAACAAACAACUGGGUGGUCACCUGUAAAUACGGCAUGCACACCUGCAGGAAGAUGGACGAGCUCGAGACGAAGGGCUUGUGGACGGAGUGCAUCAUCUCGACUGCUCUGUAUCACUGCAUCUCACUCAACCAGAUCCUCGAAAUACCUGCGUACAUCCAGACGUCUCGUGCUCUGUUGGUCACCGCCUCUCUUCUCGGUCUGCCGUCUCUGGCGCUCGUGCUGCUGGCGAUGCCGUGCGUCAAACUGAGCCAAGAAACCGAAGACACUAAAUGCAAGCGGGCAGUCCUGGGUGGCAUUCUAAUACUGUUCAUUUCUCUGUGUGGGAUGGUGUCAACCAUUUGGUUCCCCAUUGGAGUCCUUCACGAGGAUGGUCUGAUGUCAUUCGGGUUCUCGCUGUAUGCUGGCUGGGUCGGCUCAGCCCUCUGUUUUUUUGGUGGGUCUGUACUAACCUGUUGUUCAAGGAGCGACAGCCUGGCCCAGAGUCCCGAAGACCGCUAUUACUACUCCAAACACAGUGGAGUUACUAACUCUGCCUCUGCUAUAAACAGUCAUGCCAAGAGCGCACAUGUUUGAGAGAGGAGACGGACACACACACACACACACACACACUGGAUAAGACCUCCGCGCCUUACCUCAAGAUGGUAUUUGGACACACACAUUCAAGCUCAGCUCUCACACUCACACACCUACCAGUAAAAAAUGUGUGUUUUCCACUGCCAUGGUUUGACUGCAACCAUGUGAAGAUUUGGAGAGAAUUUGAUGGAAACCUUGUUUCGUUAAAGCUCAUACGCCAAGCCUUUGUUUCAACAAACUUUGAAAUGAAUCCAGAGGGAAGCACAGUUCCUUCUUGUCUAUAAGCAUAUUUUUUGAUGUUUGUAAAGUCAAUCUAUUUACACAGUAUAGAGUUUUGCUUCUGUAUUUCUUUUUCUCAGUGACAAGAAAUUAAAUAUGUUAACACAUUAUUUACUUUCAGAAAAAGUUGCGUUAUUAACUCAUGCUUUCCUCCAGUAAUAACAAUAUAUAUUACAAAAUCACACAUCUAAUGAUGUCAGACAGACAGACAGGAAAACAGUCUGACCAGAUGUCUUGUGCACUGUUUUCCUGGAGGGCUCUUCGCAGCAUUUGUAAUCAGAGAAAAAAUUGUUGUAACAGGAAAACAUUUUUUUCUGAAAGUCUCAUUUUAGUGAUGUGUUCAGUGAUUGAUUCAUAUUACUAAUGAAAGUUUUUGUACCCUCCCUGUGCUUUCUGUGGGUAUGUGAACAACGUUUCUUUUAAUGUUCAAUGUGUUUUAAAAUUUUAUAUAAUUAUCUGCAAGGUUAUUUUAGUUUACUAAAAUUAAAACUUUGAAAACG
Molecule: messenger RNA, 1539 nt
Organism: Triplophysa dalaica
Lineage: Eukaryota; Metazoa; Chordata; Actinopteri; Cypriniformes; Nemacheilidae
Gene: cldn11b
Product: claudin 11b
Exons: 3
Coding region: 110-760 (216 amino acids)
Biological process (GO): cell adhesion; bicellular tight junction assembly
Cellular component (GO): plasma membrane; bicellular tight junction
Molecular function (GO): structural molecule activity
Source: RefSeq, a predicted model, not a curated record